AACCCAAAAGUGGCAAAGUUUCCAAGCAACCAGUGGAGCAAAGGCUUUACCAAGGAUUUAUAAACACUCGAUUCACUGUGAUUUAUGUGGUGGAGGAAUGUAGACCACCUUUAAAACGAGCGGUGGGAGUUCUGCAGCUCCUCAAAUCCCACUUCCACUUCUCAGGAGAGGAGACGGCAGCAAACUUUCUUCAUUUUACACAACCCCUUUGGACGAAUAGAGGAGACAAUGUUACCAGAGAUCCUCACCACGAUGGAGGUUUACAGUCUGUGUGGAGUCACCCCCGUUGUGCUUCUUCUUCUUCUGCUGUUUCUGCUCAUCACCACCUGGAGCCAAACACAGAGUUCACACAUACCAGGUCCCUGUUUCUGUGCAGGACUCGGUCCAAUCCUUUCUUAUAGCAGAUUCAUUUGGACUGGGAUUGGAACAGCCUGCAACUACUACAACAACAAAUAUGGCAGCACCGUCCGGGUUUGGAUCAAUGGGGAGGAAACCAUCAUUUUCAGCAGGUCCUCUGCAGUGUACCACGUUUUGAGGAGCCCUCACUACACAUCCAGAUUUGGGAGCAAAAGAGGCCUUGAGUGCAUUGGGAUGGAGGGGAGGGGUAUCAUUUUCAACAGCAAUAUCCUACUCUGGAAACAAGCUAGGACGUACUUCUCUAAAGCUCUGUCAGGCCCCAGCCUUCAGCGGACCGUGGGAAUCUGUGUGAGCUCCACAGCCAAACACCUGGACCACCUCCAGGACAUGACCGACCCCUCUGGACAUGUGGACGCCCUCAAUCUCCUGAGAGCCAUCGUAGUGGACAUCUCCAAUAAAUUGUUCCUCAGGGUUCCUCUCAAUGAGAAGGAGCUGCUUAUGAAAAUCCAUAACUACUUUGAAACCUGGCAAACGGUUCUAAUCCAGCCUAAUGUCUUUUUCAAGAUCGGAUGGCUUUACGACAAACAUAAAAAAGCAGCCCAAGAGCUGCAGGAUGCAAUGGAGAGUCUGCUCGAAAUCAAAAGACAAAUCAUUCAUGAAACGGAGAAGCUGGAUGACGACCUUGACUUUGCAACAGAGCUCAUCUUUGCACAGAACCACGGGGAGCUCUCUGCUGAUAACGUCAGGCAGUGUGUGCUGGAGAUGGUGAUCGCAGCUCCCGACACACUCUCCAUCAGCCUCUUCUUCAUGCUGAUGCUGCUGAAACAAAACCCGAAAGUGGAGCUGCAGCUUGUGGAGGAGAUGAGCACCGUUUUGGAUGAAACAGCUAUGGAAAACGUCGACUAUGAAAGACUAAAAGUGAUGGAGAAGUUUAUUAAUGAAUCCAUGAGGUUUCACCCUGUGGUCGACUUCACUAUGCGGAAAGCUCUGGAGGACGAUGACAUCGAAGGUACCAAGAUCAGGAAAGGAACGAACAUCAUCCUGAACAUCGGACUCAUGCACAAGACUGAGUUCUUCCCCAAACCCAGAGAGUUCAGCCUGACCAACUUUGACAACCCGGUGCCCAGUCGCUUCUUCCAGCCCUUUGGCUGCGGGCCUCGCUCCUGCGUCGGCAAACACAUCGCCAUGGUGAUGAUGAAGGCCAUCUUGGUCACCCUGCUCUCCCGUUACACAGUAUGUCCACGCAAAGGCUGCACUGUGAGCAGCAUCAGGCAGACCAACAACCUGUCACAGCAGCCUGUGGAGGACGAGCACAGUCUGAGCAUGCGCUUCAUCCCCCGCAGUCAGAACCAAAGCACCGUCAGCUCUGAAUAAUGAGGAAGUUCUCACCUUUCAGAUAACAAUACCCGACUAACGUAUUAGUGCACCGAGUUCAAAGAAGGUAGAAGAUACAUUUACCCCCUUACAGAGGUCUUCUCUUUUUGCUUUUUGUCACACUUAAAUAACAGAUCCAACAAACAACAGGUAUUAUCAAAUGAAGAUUACCUGACUAAAUAAAAAAGCAAUUUUUUAAUAACGAUUUAGAAACCCACUUGUGAAAAAGCAAUAUCCACCUAAAUCUAGUCACAACAAUAACAACCUUUGGCAACGACUGGUGCAAUGAACCUUUUCUUUGCAUUAACUGACAAAGAAAAAUAAAGAUAAUUAUUUUCUUCACUUGGACACAAGAGACGUUUUUCCCAAUGAUGCAAUAGGCAAAGAAAAAUAAGACAUUAGCCUCUUUUCUGGUGAAAAUCAACAGCCAAGUUGCCUUGUUUAGAGCCAAUAAACAAUAAUAAAGGCUUGGAAAAUAAGUUUAGAUAAUACCAGAAAAGAAUCACGAGUCCAAGUGAAUGAGUUUCAUUGCAGAACUGUUAUCUCAGCUAAAUUAUAGCAAUAACAGCAUGUUUAAGUUUAAAAAGAAUGACUAGUCCACUCCACAAACUUUCAAAAAUCUGCUUGUCCAAUUUAGAGGUAUGAAUGAGGUAUGCAAGAGCUUUAGUUUACAAACUGAUGGCUAGAUAUUCUCUGUAUGAUUUUGUUUAGUAGAGAUUAGAAAUCAUGGUUCAGCAAGUCGUAAAGGUCUUUUCCCCGCCAUGUUUCAGAAAGUUCUCAACCUGGAAAGCAAUGUUUCAUUAGAUGUUUUGUGUUGUAGACUUUUGUGAUGUACUUUUAUAUUUAGUUAACUUAGAGGUUAAUAAUAGAGGUGUGUUUUAAAUCAUGAUUUAAGGUGAAUUUGGACGAACCUUAUGCACUAUAAGAAGCAAAAUGGCUCGAACUUUUGAACAUGUCAUGUUGCAAAGACAAACUUCAAUGUAUUUCACUGGGAUUUUAUAUUACAGAUAAACACAAAGUGGUUUGAAUAAAGGGGAAGGAAAAUGAAAAAUGGUUUUCAAAAGUUUUACAAAUAAAAAUAUGAAAAGUGUGACCUUGAUUUAACCAGAAAAUACAGAUGAAGUUACAGCUCUAAAUCAUUUUUGCAGCUUCGCACAGCUAGAGACCAGAGUUGCUGCACUGUUUUCCUCGCAAAACUUCAAAAUAAUUGAAAACUUUUUUCUUUACCCACACUAUAAUAUGUUGGUCUAUCCCAUAUAAAAUGUUAAUAAAUUGCACAAACUGUAAAAGUUAAACUAUUAAUAGUUUUGGAAAGUGUUGCAUGAGAAACCAUUUGUAUUUACUUUGCAUAUAACAUAUAAACCCUUAAAUAAAACCAACAAAAUCCGA
Xiphophorus hellerii (green swordtail) is the source of this 3120-nucleotide messenger RNA. RefSeq names its product cytochrome P450, family 19, subfamily A, polypeptide 1b (gene cyp19a1b). Lineage: Eukaryota; Metazoa; Chordata; Actinopteri; Cyprinodontiformes; Poeciliidae. Gene Ontology annotation, biological process: female gonad development; response to estradiol. The record is from RefSeq and is a predicted model, not a curated record. Gene Ontology annotation, molecular function: iron ion binding; heme binding; aromatase activity. Gene Ontology annotation, cellular component: endoplasmic reticulum.